Boleophthalmus pectinirostris (great blue-spotted mudskipper) is the source of this 3134-nucleotide messenger RNA. Its product is annotated as microtubule-associated protein 4-like. Gene Ontology annotation, biological process: neuron projection development; microtubule cytoskeleton organization. Bases 1 to 3000 code for a protein of 999 amino acids. Lineage: Eukaryota; Metazoa; Chordata; Actinopteri; Gobiiformes; Gobiidae. The record is from RefSeq and is a predicted model, not a curated record. Gene Ontology annotation, cellular component: neuron projection. Gene Ontology annotation, molecular function: microtubule binding. The transcript is spliced from 18 exons.
AUGGACCUGAGCCUGCGAGAUGCUCUGGGAGGAGGUGGAGGGGGGGUCCCCGGGGGGGCUCCCGCUGAGGCCCUGCUGAAGAGAGACUUCAUGUCCACUCUGGAGAAAGAGCCCUAUGACGACAAGGUGGGAGAGAGUGUGGCCAAAAGUGACUACAGACCCCUGCUUGACGGGAAGGACCCAAAGUGUGGUCCUGGAAUGAUGUCCUCCUUAAUGUCCACAGGGGGGCGCCAAGACCCUCCAGGACAGACUGCCUUCAGUUCUGACUAUCUGACUGGUCCAAUGAUGGGAGGGAUGGGAGGUCAGUGGAGCCCAAACAAGCCCAAGGACAGCAGCAUGACUGACUCUUUUCUAGGCUUUUCACAGUCUGGCCUGGGUGGUACUGGACUGCCUCCUUUCCAGACAACAAUGGGACAGUCCGCUUUGGGUUCCUCAAAUCUAGAGCCUCAGAAAUCACCCGGACUUUUCGGUUCAGACCCCAAAGCUCCCACCAACACCAACAGCUCAGGAGGAGGCCUGUUCAAACCCAGCGAGCCCCUCUCCACGGGCGGGAUCGGGAUGCCGUCCACAGACCACACCACAGCUCCUGUCCUCUCUCCCAGUGGCUCUUUGGAUGACAGCAGCGCCACAUCGUCAACCUCCGAGCCCAUGAGCCCCGAGCGGUCCGGGCCGGGGGGCGAGCUGGGCAAGCAGAGACGCAGGAAGAAGAAGAAGAAGGGGCGUGACGAGGUGUACGACUUCCUGGACAGACAGGAAAACAAAGAGGACACAGGGGAGGCGGAGGAAGAUGAAGACGACGAGGAAAACUGGGAGUGGGAGAUCAGAGAGAGCGGAGGUGGGGGGCGGGUGAGGGGCAGGAAGACCAAAACUCGGGCCAGACUACCGGAGGAGUGGGGUGCGCCUCAGCAGCCGGUCUCCCCUACACCUGCAACUGUGGCUCCUUCGUGGGCUGAUCCUCUUUCUAAGUCUAGUCCUAACCCAGAACAGCCCACAGCCCCUUCACCAAUACCCACAAGCUUCAACCAUUCCCACACUGCCACAGACGCCUCUCCACGCUCUUAUGAACCAAUGUGCAUAGACAAAGAAGACAGUAAACCCAUAGCUAAUGUCAGCACAGCAGCUAACAACACUAACAAAGCUGGUCUAAGUGGGGAUGUUAAUAGUAGUUUAGCUUUAAUGACUGGAGAAAACUUGAGCCCGGUUUCCCAGACUUUCUCAUUCCUGGAUUCAGUGCUCCAGACCCCUCCUGGUUCAACCCCCGAUUCGCAGACCACCACCCCAAUGACCACCACCCCGGCGCUCGCGACUGCCCCCCUCGCCAAGACAACUCCCCCAGAAACAACCAGUGUCCCGCAGUCUGCUGUCUUCACCACUCCUAGUACCACUACCAUUGGAUCUGGCCUCAAUGUUGACGCUAAGCCCUUUGUCCCUUCAGCUGCUCUCCUGUCCUCUACCGUUACACCCGUCGGGGCACCUGCUACCGUAGCACCUGUCACCAGUGCUGCUUUUGCCCCUGCUCCUGUCGCCACCAGUGUUACCCCAUCCUUUAGCCCAGCCACCACUGCCCCUCCCUCCUUCACUCCUGCAGCCCCUCCCUCUCACCCUGCACCCUCUGCGCACCAGGAGUCCUCGUCGCCACUGCUCCCCCCACUGGAAGUGAAAAGUGACAAUAAGGACAAACAGGAUAACAUCAUGUCCAAGAUGGAGCCCCUGGAAAAGAAAGAGGAACAGCAGAAGAAAGACAACAUCCUGGAGAAAAACCAGAAGAUCUUAAAGGAGGAGGAGAAGAACGAGAAGCUGAACGCAGACAAAAACAACAAAGUCACAGAGAAGGCAGAGAAAGUGGAUAAACCCGAGAAGACCGACAAAGAUGAGAAGAAAGAAGAGGAGAAGAAAGCUGUGGAGAAGAAGGAGGAGAAGGGCAAAGGGCCAGCCAAGUCUCCCACUGGGACCAAGGCUGCACCCGGAGCUGACACCAAGAGCAAGCCUGAUGCUAAUGCAGCCAAACGGCCCUCCCCCACUACUGCGUCAGCCAAUAAAAAAAGCCCAGUUGCCAAGGCGACCACACCUACCGCCACUAAGAGACCUUCAGCAGCAGCUGCCAAGGCUGCCAAGACCCCAGAGAAUGAGAAACGUCCUCCUGUGCCAAAAGCUACUCCCACUCCUCGCGCCACAGCCAACAAAAAUGCCUCAAACGCUGCUAACAAGAAUGAGAAGAUUGAGAGCAAGACAAAUGAGGCCAAGAAACCCAAGACUACAGCUCGCCCUCGUCCUGCUUCCACUACCACUCCAGCCUCAGCUCCAGCCACUAACGGUGAUGGUACCUCUCAGCGUCGCCGGGUCAUCACCAAACCCCCGGUGCCCAAACAGACCCCCCUGGAGAAGAAACCUCCCGUUCCCCGCGCCCCCCGAACGCCUCGCCCCAUCAACGCUCCCACACCUGACCUCAAGAAUGUCCGCUCCAAGAUUGGAUCCACUGACAAUAUGAAGUACCAGCCCGGCGGAGGGAAGGGCUCCUCCACCCCGAACAACAAGACAUCUGACCCCUCCACCCCUCCCGCCAAGGCCAGAGUUCAGAUAGUGCACAAAAAGCUGGACUUCAGCCAUGUCACGUCUCGCUGUGGCUCCAAGGACAAUAUCAAACAUGUCCCUGGAGGUGGCAAUGUGCAGAUCUUGAAUAAGAAGGUUGACGUGAGUAAGGUGACCUCCAAGUGUGGCUCCAAGGACAACAUCAAACACAAACCAGGUGGUGGUGACGUGAAAAUCGAGUCCCAUAAGAUCAACGUCAAGGCCAAAUCUAAAAUUGGAUCGCUGGAUAAUGUGGGACCAGGCAAUGGACAGACCAACGGACACAAGGAUCCAAAGGCGGAGGAGAAUCUGUCUUCACCUCCAGGUGGCACCAAGGAGAAUGGGGUGAAGGAACCCACACCAACUCCUUUUGGGGGGGACGGACUGCGAGAUCCCAUAAGCUUAGACAAACGCAUCACUGAGACAAACUGAAACCCUUGUCUCAUAUAACUUGGUGAGCCACGCAUGGCGCUUGCCCAUCUGCCAACUGACGACCAAUCAGCCGACUCACUACAGCGCAGUCACCUUGAUCCCGCCCCUUUGGUCAUCUCGUCUACAAAAACCAC